Bombus pyrosoma is the source of this 314-nucleotide messenger RNA. Its product is annotated as sialidase-like. The annotation marks the transcript as partial. The record is from RefSeq and is a predicted model, not a curated record. Lineage: Eukaryota; Metazoa; Arthropoda; Insecta; Hymenoptera; Apidae. The transcript has a single exon.
CCAAGAAAUCUGAAAGCUACUGAAACAUCAACGACACCCGGUAGUGAAAUUGAUUCUUCUCUUACACCCGCUAUACCCAGUAAACCUCCAACUGCCGGAACUUCUAGUCAUCUGAAAGCUACUGAAACUCCAACAACACCCAGUAGUGAAAUUGGACCUCCUACUAUACCCGCUAUGGCCAGUAAACGUCUAACUCCCAGGACGCCAAGUCAUGUGAAAACUCUUGAAACACCCUCGACACUCAGUAGUGAAACUGGAUCUCCUCGUGAACACGGUAUAGCCAAUAUACCUGCAACUCCCUGAACAUCAGAUAU